AUGCUGGUUUACCAAGACAUCCUCACAGGCGAUGAGCUUCUCUCGGACUCCUUCCCCUUCAAGGAAAUUGAGAAUGGAAUGUUGUGGGAAGUUGCUGGAAAGUGGGUUGUUCAGGGAGCUAUUGAUGUCGACAUUGGUGCAAACCCCUCUGCUGAAGGUGGGGAAGAUGAGGGUGUUGACGACCAAGCUAUCAAAGUUGUUGACAUUGUUGACACAUUCAGACUUCAGGAGCAACCUGCUUUUGACAAGAAGCAGUUUGUUGUCUUCAUGAAGAAGUAUAUCAAGUUGCUGAUGCAAAAACUUGACUGUGAGAAACAAAAUCUGUUUAAAAAACACAUUGAAGGAGCAACUAAGUUCCUGCUCUCCAAGAUUAAGGAUCUUCAGUUCUUUGUUGGUGAGAGUAUGCAUGAUGAUGGUAGCGUGGUGUUUGCCUAUUAUAAGGAUGGUGCCACUGAUCCCACGUUUCUUUACUUCGCAUAUGCUUUGAAGGAGGUGAAAUGCUAA
Molecule: messenger RNA, 504 nt
Organism: Sphenostylis stenocarpa
Lineage: Eukaryota; Viridiplantae; Streptophyta; Magnoliopsida; Fabales; Fabaceae
Source: the annotation of a GenBank genome assembly